AUGUUGUACUUGGUGAAAUCACGUUCACCUCAGGCUCACAUGAACCUGAAACCAUAUACAGAUGCAGUACUGCAGGUACGAUCUAUUGACCUCAUCAGGACCAGCAAAGGACAGAAUCGACAGGAGCAUCACACGGAUGGUUUCUUUAGCAGUCAUCUCAUCGUCCGUAGAGGACAGUGUUUCCAGAUGUCUAUUGAGCUGUCCAGACCUUUUGUUCCAAACAGAGACCAACUUCAGCUGGAGCUGAGACUUGGUGACGACAUACCCGUACACAAGGGCAGUUUUGUAAUUGUUCCAUUAGUGUCGGAAUUCAAGAAAGAUGCCUGGGAGGUAAAGAUUGUUGAACAGGCGAAGACUUCAAUCAGACUGUCAGUUUACUCCCUCCCAAACGCUUGUAUUGGACGGUACAAACUCACUGUGGUCACAAACUGCCCGGCGGGAAAGGCCACUUCACCAGACACACCUGAAAAUGACAUUUACAUGCUGUUCAACCCCUGGUGCAAAGAUGACUCUGUGUACAUGAAUGAUGAAGCUGAGAGGACUGAAUAUGUACUGAAUAAUAUGGGCAAACUGUACUAUGGAACAGAGCAACAGAUUGGUACCAGAACCUGGAAUUUUGGUCAGUUUGAUGAAGGAGUCUUGGCGGCUUGUUUCUUUGUGUUGGAGAAAAGUGGCAGUCCUUGCUCGGGAUGGGGAGACCCUGUUAACAUAGUCAGAGUGGUGUCUGCCAUGGUCAAUUCCAAUGACGAUCAAGGUGUGCUGAUGGGUAACUGGCAAAAUACCUAUGAGGGAGGACUUUCUCCAACAGCCUGGAGUGGAAGCAGUGCCAUCCUGAAACAAUACCACAACAGUAAAGGAAUACCUGUCAAAUUUGGACAGUGCUGGGUCUUUGCUGGAGUCACCAACACACUGUGUCGGUGUUUUGGCAUUCCCACACGUCCAGUCUCAAACUUCAGUUCUGCUCAUGACACUGACAGUUCCUUGACAACAGAUGUUUAUUUAGACGAGAAUCUUAAAGAAAUUAAAGACCUUAACCGGGAUUCAAUCUGGAACUUCCACGUGUGGAAUGAGGCCUGGAUGUCCCGUCCCGACCUGCCAUCUGGUUUUGGGGGUUGGCAGGUGGUUGACUCCACUCCUCAGGAGACCAGCCAGGGCGUCUUCUGCUGCGGCCCAACAUCUGUUGCUGCGGUCCGCAGUGGACAGACCUUCCUCAAAUAUGACACGGGCUUCGUUUUUGCUGAAGUGAACAGCGAUAAAGUCUACUGGCAGCGCAAAACUAACGGGACCUUCGAUGUGAUUCGGGUUGACAAGAGCGCAGUGGGUCACUGCAUCAGCACCAAAGAUGUUGGCUCAGACAAACGUGUGGACAUCACACACCUCUACAAACACCCAGAAGGUUCGUCGGAGGAGCGCAAAGCUGUGGAAGCGGCCUGUAGCUUCGGCUCCAAGCGAUCCGUCUACUCUCCCACCAGUGCCAGUGAUGUGACUGUUGACGUGUCCAUCCGGGGGGAUGGACCAUGUGUUGGUCAGGAUGCUGAGCUGUCCAUCCUUCUGAAGAACAACAGCAGCGCUCCUCGCAGUGUUGAUCUCUACAGCCAGGCGACAGCCAACAAGAUCGUCCUGAAGAAGGACCAGACCAGUGUUGAGCUCAAGCCCCAUGAAGUGCGGUCUCUGGAGUGGACCCUGCACUAUGAGGAAUAUAAGGAGAAGCUGCUGGGUCAGUCGGCUCUGGUGCUCACUCUCUCGGGACGGGUCACUGAGACCAAACAAAGUCUGGCCAAACAGUUCAGCUUCAGACUGCGUACCCCAGACCUCAUCAUCGCUCCUGUAUGUGAUGCUGUAGUGGGCAGAGAGCUGACAGUCAAGAUCAAAUUCCAGAACCCACUGCCCCGUGUCCUGAAGGACGUCGUGAUCCGGAUCGAGGGGCUGGGAAUGCAGAAUGUCAAAACCACUCACUACGGUGAUAUCGCAGCCCAAGCCACAAUGAGUCUGACAGAGACAUUAGUUCCCAAUCGCUCCGGCUCACAGAAGCUUCUAGCAACACUUGACUGUCCUCAGCUCACUCAGGUGCAUGGAGUCGCAAACAUCUUGGUCAAAGGCCGCUGAGAAACCUUGGCUU
Messenger RNA from Rhinichthys klamathensis goyatoka, 2119 nucleotides. It is a transcript of the gene tgm1l5, whose product is annotated as transglutaminase 1 like 5. Gene Ontology annotation, molecular function: protein-glutamine gamma-glutamyltransferase activity. NCBI's taxonomy places the organism in Eukaryota, Metazoa, Chordata, Actinopteri, Cypriniformes, Leuciscidae. The transcript has 13 exons. The record is from RefSeq and is a predicted model, not a curated record. The coding region runs from base 1 to 2106 and encodes 701 amino acids. Gene Ontology annotation, biological process: peptide cross-linking.